Molecule: messenger RNA, 885 nt
Organism: Cordyceps militaris CM01
Lineage: Eukaryota; Fungi; Ascomycota; Sordariomycetes; Hypocreales; Cordycipitaceae
Exons: 2
Coding region: 1-885 (294 amino acids)
Biological process (GO): maturation of SSU-rRNA from tricistronic rRNA transcript (SSU-rRNA, 5.8S rRNA, LSU-rRNA)
Cellular component (GO): nucleolus; preribosome, small subunit precursor
Source: RefSeq, a predicted model, not a curated record
AUGGACGAGAACCGUCGGAACCGGGGCACAGCUGGCAAUGCUCACCAAAAGUACAGCGCGGGCAGGCACAAGGCCAAGCAAGGUUCGGCAGAAUGGGCAAAGAAGAGGACGAGAAGCAUUCAGCGCAUGAUUUCCCGCAACAACGAUAUCCCCGCCAAUCUGCGCAAUGACAUGCAGCGCGAGCUAGUCGCCCACGAGAACACCAUUGCCGAUAAGAGCUUUCAACGGCGAAGAAGCGCCAUGAUCUCAAAAUACCACAUGGUCAGGUUCUUUGAGCGCAAAAAAGCUGCUCGUCUAGUCAAACAGUUGAAGCGCAAACUUGAAGCGGCGACAGACGACGAAGAGCGCAACCAACUCCAGGCCGACCUGCACAUUGCCGAAGUCGACGAGGCAUAUACAAUGCACCACCCCCACGCCGAAAUUUACAUUAGCUUGUACGGCAAUGCCAAGAAGGAGGGCGGCGACGACGACGACGGCGCGGAAACGGAGAAGACCCCAGCCGCAAAGGCGGCUCUGGCCGCGGAGCGCCCACCAAUGUGGAAGGUGGUUGAGCAGACCAUGGAAGAAGGUGCGGACGCGUUGAGACAGCUUCGAGAACGACGAUCAGCGACCGGCAACGAGGAUGCGGGCGCAAGCUAUCCUCGAUCGCGUGACGCCAAGCCCGCGCCUCGAAAGGAAAGAAUGGCCACUGUCAUUGCCAAGCAGAAGCACGCGAAAAAUACAGACAAGGCGACGAGCGAUGGCAAGACGGCUUCUGCAGCAGUCAGUGAGCAACAGAACAGCGUCAAGACGAGCGGGCUGAAUCGUCGGGAGCGUCGCCGUCUCCAGCGCGAGGCCAUGGCCUCUACUGACCAGGAGGAGGAGGGUGGUUUCUUUGAGAUUUAA